GGCGGGGAAGCCGCUGCGCCCGCCCCACCGCCCGCUGCCCCGCCUCUCCCGGCGGUCGCCCCCCGGCUCGACCGGAGCUGCAGUCCCAGCCACAGCCUUCAUGCGACAGAAAGGAGCUCUGCCACGGAAUUACAUCAGACACCAGCCAAGUGGAGAGGAAGGUGGGAAGAGGGACUAAGAGAGGAAACCAAGGAACUUCAGGAUGGUUUAUGCUAAGAGCUGGACCCUGAAGAAGCACUUUGAAGGCAGCCCCACUCAUGGUAACUUUGAGUUGAAAACAGUUGAACUCCCACCCUUAAACAAUGGAGAGGUCCUGCUGGAAGCUUUGUUCCUCACUGUGGAUCCUUACAUGAGAGUGGCAGCCAAAAGAUUGAAGGAGGGUGAUACGAUGAUGGGGCAGCAAGUGGCCAGAGUUGUGGAAAGUAAAAACUCAGCCUUCCCAACAGGAACUAUGGUAGUGGCUUCUUCAGGCUGGACAACUCACUCCAUUUCUGAUGGGAAAGAUCUGGAAAAACUGCCUGCAGAGUGGCCAGACACAUUACCAGUGUCUUUGGCUCUGGGAACAGUUGGCAUGACAGGGCUAACAGCCUACUUUGGCCUACUUGACAUCUGUGGUGUGAAGGGUGGAGAAACAGUGAUGGUUAAUGCAGCAGCAGGAGCAGUGGGCUCUGCUGUGGGCCAGAUAGCUAAGCUCAAGGGCUGCAAAGUUGUUGGAGCAGCAGGGUCUGAUGAAAAAGUUGCCUACCUUAAAAAGCUUGGAUAUGAUGUUGCCUUUAACUACAAAACAGUAGAGUCUUUGGAAGAAACUUUGAAAAAAGCCUCUCCUGAUGGUUACGAUUGUUAUUUUGAUAACGUAGGUGGAGAGUUUUCAAACAUUGUUAUCCCCCAGAUGAAGAAGUUUGGAAGGAUUGCUAUUUGUGGGGCCAUCUCUGUGUAUAAUACUACUCGCCCACUUCCCCCAGGCCCACCCCCAGAGAAUAUCAUCUAUCAGCAACUCCGCAUGGAAGGGUUCAUUGUCACCCGCUGGCAAGGAGAUGUCCGUCAGAAGGCUCUGAAAGACUUGCUGACAUGGGUCUUAGAGGGUAAAAUCCAGUAUCGUGAAUACAUCACUGAAGGGUUUGAAAACAUGCCAGCUGCGUUUAUGGGAAUGCUGAAAGGUGAAAAUUUGGGGAAAACAAUAGUGAAAGCAUGAAAAAAAAACAGACACGUGGAAUCUAGAAUUCAUUUGGAUGAUUACCACGUCUUUUUAACCAUUUAGUAAAAAUAUAUACUGCCUUCGUUAUCUAAAAAUUGUAAUGAGUUUGAUCUACCUAAUAAAACACAUUUAAGUGGUA
This is a messenger RNA of Panthera uncia (snow leopard), 1334 nucleotides long. It is a transcript of the gene PTGR1, whose product is annotated as prostaglandin reductase 1. Bases 203 to 1192 code for a protein of 329 amino acids. The record is from RefSeq and is a predicted model, not a curated record. Gene Ontology annotation, molecular function: 15-oxoprostaglandin 13-reductase [NAD(P)+] activity; 2-alkenal reductase [NAD(P)H] activity. The transcript has 11 exons. Gene Ontology annotation, biological process: prostaglandin metabolic process. Gene Ontology annotation, cellular component: cytoplasm. Lineage: Eukaryota; Metazoa; Chordata; Mammalia; Carnivora; Felidae.